Molecule: messenger RNA, 420 nt
Organism: Erinaceus europaeus (western European hedgehog)
Lineage: Eukaryota; Metazoa; Chordata; Mammalia; Eulipotyphla; Erinaceidae
Product: cytochrome c oxidase subunit 6A2, mitochondrial
Exons: 3
Coding region: 81-374 (97 amino acids)
Biological process (GO): mitochondrial electron transport, cytochrome c to oxygen
Cellular component (GO): mitochondrial inner membrane
Molecular function (GO): enzyme regulator activity
Source: RefSeq, a predicted model, not a curated record
ACUCAACAGGCGACUAACCCAGAGAGCAGGGAGGGUGGCCAGGCCCAGUGAAGGAGAGAGAGGACAGAGCUGUCCCCAGCAUGAUGGCGCUGCCGCUGAGGUCGCUGAGCCGGGGCUUCGCCAGCGCAGCCAAAGGGGAGCAUGGCGGGGCUGGAGCCCGCACCUGGCGCCUCCUGACCUUCAUGCUGGCGCUCCCCAGCGUGGCUGUCUGCACCCUCAACUCUUGGCUCCACGCUGGCCAACACCAGCGCCCCGAGUUCGUCCCCUACCGCCAUCUCCGCAUCCGCACCAAGCCCUACUCAUGGGGAGACGGUAAUCACACCCUUUUCCACAACCCUCACGUCAACCCGCUGCCCACAGGCUACGAACACUGAGACCCAGGCCGAAGCCUUCAGAUGCAAUAAACGCUGAGAGGCCACA